AUCACGUCUCCUCCAUAUGAACACCAGAAAAUCCAACGACCUAAGAACCUGGACUCUUUCUCAUCCAGGUUCAUCCCCAUCCAAUGAUCUCAUUAAAUCAACCAUUCUCUUUCCUCAUUUUUCUACCCACUUGAACCUCAAAACCAUUUGCCAAUACACAGAAGGAAGAGUGAUUGAAACAAGGGGAAAAGGCCUUUUUGCUAGAAAAUGGAAAUUACAAAGGCAAAAAUGAAGGUAAGUUGUAAUAGCAGCAGUCUUAGAAAAUCAGAGAAACAAGAGGAGUAUCACGUUGUUCAUAAACUUCCAUCUGGUGACAGUCCUUAUGUCAGAGCCAAAUAUGUUCAAUUGGUCGAGAAGGAUAAUGAAGCUGCAAUAGUUUUAUUUUGGAAGGCGAUAAAUGCUAGAGACAGAGUAGAUAGUGCACUCAAAGACUUGGCAGUGGUUAUGACACAACAAGAUAGGGCUGAAGAGGCAAUUGAAGCUAUAAAGUCCUUUAGGGACUUAUGCUCCAAACAAGCCCAAGAGUCACUAGAUAAUGUCCUUAUUGAUCUAUAUAAGAAAUGUGGGAGAAUAGAUGAGCAAAUUGAACUGCUGAGGCAUAAGUUGAGGAUGAUUUACCAAGGAGAAGCAUUUAAUGGAAAACCGACCAAGACAGCUCGUUCCCAUGGAAGGAAGUUCCAGGUUACCAUAAAGCAAGAGACGUCCAGAAUAUUGGGGAAUUUGGGUUGGGCCUAUAUGCAGAAAACAAACUAUGCAGCCUCUGAAGCUGUUUAUCGUAGAGCACAGCAGAUAGACCCCGAUGCUAACAAGGCCUGCAAUCUGUGCCUGUGCCUUAUAAAACAAGAAAAAUAUGAUGAAGCAAAAUAUGUUCUUGAAGAGGUAUUACAUGGCAAAUUUCCUGGUUCAGAUGAUCCCAAGUCAAGAAAUCGAGCUGAGGAGCUUCUAAAGGAGUUAGAACCUUGUAAGUCCAUGGCUUCGGCUUCACCUUCUUUAAAACCGAAUUUGGAAGAUGCAUUUGUGGCGGAACCUGAUUGGUUAAUAAACCAAUGGACACCUGUCAGAUCAAGAAGACUACCCAUUUUUGAAGAAAUAAUAUCAUACAGAAAUCAACUGGCUUGUUGAUUUUUUUUCUUGUGCUCGAUCAGGUUUUCUGUGUAUAGUCAUACGUUUAUUCAGUUUUAAAAAGUUGUACGUGUUUGUAACAAAUAACAUCGACAGAGAAUGGGUGCUGAAUGAGAUUUUUUUAUUUUGGAAAGGUUCAGGAUCUAAAUGUGAGGGAAAAGAUGUAGUUACUUGUCCUUGGAUAGUUUAUCAUAGGUUUAUCCAUAAUAAUGAAAUCUUUA
This is a messenger RNA of Olea europaea var. sylvestris, 1343 nucleotides long. RefSeq names its product protein SULFUR DEFICIENCY-INDUCED 2-like. The transcript is spliced from 4 exons. Gene Ontology annotation, molecular function: protein binding. Bases 208 to 1122 code for a protein of 304 amino acids. Lineage: Eukaryota; Viridiplantae; Streptophyta; Magnoliopsida; Lamiales; Oleaceae. The record is from RefSeq and is a predicted model, not a curated record.